AUGUCAACCUCCACCGUAUCGCGUGAUCAAGCCAAUGACUACGCAGGAGACGAUCGAAGACGCCCAGAACGAACCGUCACGACGCACCACACACCUAUCGGUGUUACGGUUGGGACCGUGCCCUACAACUAUCCUAUUUUUCCAGCUUAUGCGAAAGUCGGACCCGCGUUGCUAACUGGGAAUGUCUUCAUCCUGAGAGCGUCCCCUUCCGCCCCUUACUGCUGCCUCAAGCUGGCUGAACUUGGCUCGCGCUUCUUUCCGCCGGGCGUCUUCCAGGCACUGGGCGGAGAUAAGGAUCUGUCCCUGGCUGACGGAACACCCAGACCGGGAAUGUCUGGAUCAAGAUCCAGGCUAGCACUACCUUUGAAGAACACAAAACAGAGCGGGAUUGGCGUUGAAUGGGGCGUGGAAGGCCUGAAAGCCUACUGCAACCUCCAAAGCGUGUGCACUAACUAG
Molecule: messenger RNA, 456 nt
Organism: Hypoxylon fragiforme
Lineage: Eukaryota; Fungi; Ascomycota; Sordariomycetes; Xylariales; Hypoxylaceae
Product: Aldehyde/histidinol dehydrogenase
Exons: 2
Coding region: 1-456 (151 amino acids)
Molecular function (GO): aldehyde dehydrogenase (NAD+) activity
Source: RefSeq, a predicted model, not a curated record